GAAAGAAGCAACAGCUAGUAGUAGACUCUGAUAAGAAGCUCAAUCAUAGCCUGAAUUCAACUCAAUUUCUUUAACUAUUUUAUUUCCUCACCGGAGAAUCUGAAAUUCCACCGGAAAUCAGUAAUUUCCGAACUCGAUUGGAUUUCCGAUUUUCUCAAGUAGCUCACAGUAGCUGAAGAACUUCCUAGCUACUUUUCUGAUCUGUAAUUUACUUUUUAGCGGCGGUGCCGGUGAUUCAUUUCUCCGGUGGUAAAAUGACGAAGCGUGGAUAUAAGCUGCAAGAAUUUGCGGCUCAUUCAACCAAUGUAAACUGCUUAAGUAUAGGGAAGAAGUCGAGUAGAAUGCUCGUAACUGGGGGUGAUGAUUGCAAAGUCAAUCUUUGGGCCAUUGGAAAUCCUUCUUCUUUGAUGAGCUUGUCUGGUCAUACGAGUCCCAUUGAAUCUUUAGCAUUUGACUCAGCUGAAGUUUUAGUUCUUGGCGGUGCUUCCACAGGGAUGAUAAAGCUCUGGGACCUGGAAGAAGCAAAAGUGGUUCGCUCUCUUACUGGACACAGAUCAAACUGCACUGCUGUUGAGUUUCAUCCCUUUGGUGAAUUCUUUGCAUCUGGUUCUGCUGAUACAAAUCUGAAGAUCUGGGAUAUCAGAAAGAAGGGUACAAUUCAUACUUACAAGGGUCACACUCGAGGCGUUAGUACUAUUAGAUUCAGUCCUGAUGGUCGUUGGGUAGUUUCUGGUGGAUUUGAUAAUGCUGUAAAGGUGUGGGAUCUUACUGCUGGAAAGCUUUUACAUGAUUUUAAGUUCCAUGAAGGGCAUAUUAGAUCCUUAGAUUUUCAUCCCCUUGAAUUUCUCCUAGCCACAGGUUCAGCAGACAGAACUGUGAAAUUCUGGGAUUUGGAAACUUUUGAAUUGAUUGGCUCUACUAGACCUGAGGCCACUGGAGUACGUGCAACUACCUUCCAUCCUGAUGGGAGGACGUUUUUUUGUGGAUUAGAUGAUAGUCUAAAGGUUUAUUCUUGGGAGCCUGUAAUUUGCCAUGAUGCCAUCGAUAUAGGGUGGUCCACACUCGGUGAUCUCUGCAUUCAAGAAGGAAAACUUUUGGGUUGCUCAUAUUAUCGAAAUUCUGUCGCAGUUUGGGCAGCUGAUAUUUCGCUUAUUGAGCCAUAUGGAGCUGGCUUUGUUUCCAAAGAAUCUGACUCAGACAAAAAGUUCAGCAACCCAAAAAGUGAUUCGCCAGACAAAGUAAGGAGUGGUCUAAGGCUGACUUCAGUUAUGCGCUCUAUGUCUCCUGAUUAUGACGUCAAAGAAAUAAAGAACAUAUAUAUAGAUUCUACUGGUGGAAAACCAGUUUCUUCCCAAAACGUUGGGGCUUUGACUUCUUCGAAGAAUGUCCACCCGCUUGAUUCAAAAGAAAUGCGCAAUCCACCAUCAGAGAAGAAGAUUCCCGUUAUAGAAGUUAAUGCAAAAGCAGUUGGAGAUCCAUUUAAUAAAUCUUUUGUUGCACCCGCCUUUGUGCCCCAGGAUAGGGUCAUUGAGAAAAACUCCAAUUCUGGAAGGGAAAAAGUUACAUUUUCACGGACAAAACCUGGCAUGUUGCUUAGGCCAGCUCAUAUGCGGAGGCUAUCAAGUAGCAAGAGUGAUGUUGAUAAGCUGUCAGCAGCUCUUGAGUCUGAAACUUUUUGCGAUGCGCCAAGUGAGGAAGAAGGUGCAAUGAUUCUGAAAGUACAAACUCCAAAUUUAGAAGAGGAAGAGAAAAAAAUUUGUGAAGAAAAAAGUUACAAUAUCAACAAAGUUACCAACAAGAUUGAGAAAACCCUAUCCCCAGAGACACCUUCUAGUCAGGAAAACGUUAAUUGCAGCAGCGGGGUUCCUUCUGUUAAAAUUGUCAAUGGAGUUGCUGUAGUAUCAGGCAGGACACGCUCUCUGGUUGAAAGGUUUGAAGGACGAGAGAGAUUUAACAGUGAAGAUCAAUCAGCAACAGCGGAAUCUCAUACUGUAGAUGAAACAAGUAGCACACUUGCCAUAUCAAAUAAUAUUACCCCUCUUUCUACGCCCGAAGCUAGAGAUUCUCCCAUAGUCACUCCUAUCAUAUCUGAAACCAAAACAAAACCCAACAUAGAAACUAAUAGUACCCCUCACGUUUUGCCCAACACAAAUAGAAUACCUAUCAGAGCAACUGCAGUGACCCCUCAGGUUAUACGGGAAAUGGACAGAACACCUGUCGCAGCUGCUGUGACCCCUCAUGUUAUACCGGAAAUAGAUAGAACACCUGCCGCAGCAACUGCUGUAACUAGGCGCGUUAUACCAGAAACAGAUAGAAGGCCCGUUGCAGCUGCUAAUGGAACUCCUAAAGCUAUACCUGAAAGAGAGAGAAAAACUGUUGCCUCAAAUGGUGCCACUCGUGCUUUACCUGCAAGAGAAAGACCACCUUCCCCAGCUACUAAUAUGACUCUAAGACAAAGACCACCUUCCCCAGCUAGUAAUAUGACUCUAAGAGAAAGACCACCUUCCCCAGCUACUAAUAUGACACGCCGUGUAGCACCUGAGCGGGACAGAACACCUCCCAUAACGGAGGAGCCUCAGGUUUCUGGAAGGGACCCAAUAUCUUUUAACUAUAAUGAUAUUGGUGAAGAAUUAUUGCAAACUCAUGAUGUUCUUUUAGUUACUCUUAAAUCCCGCUUAACAAAAAUACAGGUGGUUCGACAUUUUUGGGAUCAGAACGAUAGUAAGGGCGCCAUCAAUGCCUUGAGAAAACUGCGAGAUCAUUCUGUGCAAGCUGAUGUGAUCAGUAUACUUACUGAAAAAAUGGAAAUUCAUACCUUGGACUUGUUUUCUUGCAUACUCCCUGUGCUUGUGGGAUUACUAGAUAGCAAGAUGGAAAGGCACAUAAGUGUCUCUUUGGAGAUGUUACUAAAGCUUGUAGCCGUCUUUGGCCCAGUAAUACGCUCAACCGUGUCCGGUCCUCCUGGAGUUGGUGUUAAUCUACAAGCAGAGCAAAGGCUAGAAUGCUGCAAGCAGUGCUUCGUUCACCUGCAAAUGAUCCAGCAAAUUCUUCCAGAAAUCAUCAGGAAAGGCGGUGUGUUGGCCAGAUUAGCUCUGGAGCUGAAUCUAGUUCUACGAGAAUCGUAGCCACUGUUAUCAUCCGAAGCCAAUUUCAACAUCAGUUUUGAGGUAACCCAACAGAAGAUAUGCAAAUGAUGCUACUUUCAGGUGAUUUUUGUAUCUCACGAUUUUGUCAUACGCUGUGCUCAUAAUAUCGACUUGUAUCAACAGGCAUAUACAGCUUACUAAUAUCAUGAGAUAAUUACUAGAGCAUUAACGUACAUGCCACUAUUGAUACAUAAUGAUGAAAGACUAUAAUCCUAUAAAACGACGGUCAUUUUUUGCAGUUCCUUUGAUUCUGGCCAUUGUUGUCUGUAAUUUUUGUGUAAUGUUCAAAUGAAUGUAAUUAAGUGGCAAUUCUUAUGUAUACUUCAUUCAUGAAAUUCAAUGAAAAUGCAUAUAUUUCUUUU
This is a messenger RNA of Mercurialis annua (annual mercury), 3508 nucleotides long. Its product is annotated as katanin p80 WD40 repeat-containing subunit B1 homolog KTN80.3-like. Gene Ontology annotation, cellular component: katanin complex. Gene Ontology annotation, biological process: microtubule depolymerization; microtubule severing. The record is from RefSeq and is a predicted model, not a curated record. The coding region runs from base 255 to 3125 and encodes 956 amino acids. The transcript has 18 exons. Gene Ontology annotation, molecular function: microtubule binding. Lineage: Eukaryota; Viridiplantae; Streptophyta; Magnoliopsida; Malpighiales; Euphorbiaceae.